ACUUAAUCCUCUCAAUCUGGCUUUCUUCUCGAGUCUCUUUGCUCUCUAAUAGCUGUUAUAUGUUCCCCAAUAUCGCUCCCUCCUCUGCUCAAUUGCCUGCUAGUGAUCUCUCGCCCUCCAUUGCUAGUGGUUCUGCUUUCUCCAGCUCCAGCUCAGUCCCCAAUUCUACAGCCCACACAAACACUGUUUCCACCAACAACUGUGCUUCUUCUGCUUCCACUGCUUCCACUGCUUCCACUGCUUCCAACACUAUAUUCAAUUCCAUUUCAUCCCAGUCUCACAUCCGUAACACCAUCCCCAAAUAUAAUGAAGCCCUAGAGAACUCCUCGCCCAGAUCCUCUAUUUCAAAUCAUUCUGCUCCUUUCUCAUCAACUAUAAAUACUCCAAUUCCACCACCCACCUCCAACUCCAACUCCAAUAACAACACUCCCAUCAAUCCAUCCUCAGCCCAACCAAAGUCUCUCAACAACAACUACUCCAAUCUCAACAACUACAUCGACAACAUAAAUUCAAUUUUAAACUACAAAAUCAGCCAAAACUCUCCCACCACCACAAAAAACUACUCUCUAGACAAAAUGAACAACCCAAACCUAUCCUCAAAUCUCUCCAACCUCUCCAACCUCUCCAAUCUAUCCAACCACUCCACCUCAAACACCAUUACCAUCAACAAUCAAUCAAACCACAUCUUCAAGGACAAUGAACGAAACAGCAUAACCUCUCUUUCAUCCUCAUCCAGCGGUUUCAACCUCUCUCCCCCAACUUUGCCUGCUCUACAAAACCUAUCCACCCUCCAACCUCUCCAAUCCUCUCAAAACGAUUCCAACAACUCCACCAACGACAACGACAAAUCAAUCCUAUCCCAAACCUCAAACAAAUCUUCAAUCAUAUCCUCAAAUUUACAAAAUAACUUCUCCAAUAACAACAAUCUCAUUAUCAACAGCAACAACAACAGCAACAACAACAACAACAACAGUAGCAACAACAACAACAACAACAACGACUUGAAUCUAUCCCUUUGCAAAACAAACACAAAUGGCGCUACCAACAUCAAUCUAUCUGAUUCAAUUUGGUCUCCAACCUCUGACAAUUUCCCUUGUUUAAAUUCAAAUUUUAAUAAGAACUUCCUCAACGAUGAUCACAUCAAUAGAAGAUACACUCUAGGUUCCUUUCAACCCCCACAAUACAUCAAUCCAUCUAAAAAUAACCAAAUCAUCCAAAAUAUCCCAACCACUCCAACCAACAAUCCCACAAAUAACAACAUUAACAACAUUAACCAACAGUUUGAUCUAUACCAAAGACUCUCCUAUCCAGAUAUCUUAACCCCAUCAAACAACAACAACAACAAUAACAACAAUAACAACAAUAACGAUUUCUCUAACAUAAUCUCUUCUCCCUUAUCAACUAACGCAAACAUCAUUUCCUCAAGGUUUCAAAACAGAAACUCAAUCAGUGCUGGUAGCGAUAGCAUCUUCACUACUCUUUCAUCUAAUUCUCACCCUUUUAAUUCUUUAAGUUUAUCUAGUUCUCAAGAAUUACAAAAACCAAACAAUUUCAAUUUCAGCAACCAACCUCAAUAUAUCAACAGCAAUAUCCCCAAUAACAACCCCAAUAACAACCCCAAUAACAACCCAAACAAUAACCCAAACAAUAACCCAAACAACAACAUCCCAAUGUCGCCUUCUGUCACUUCCCCUUUCUUUAAAUCAACUCAACCUCAAUCAACCUCCUUUAACCAAAAUUUAAACCAACCCUUCUCCAACUUUAACCAAAAUUUUAAUUCUUUCUCCCAAUUCUCUCAAUUCCCUAAAUUCUCAAACGAAUCUCCUUCUCCUUCUUCUUCCUCUGCCUCUUUUAAUCAACAAAUCAUCAACUACUUUUCUAAAAACCCCCUCUCUCUAAUUCAAAGAUUAACAUACGAAAAUCUACAAAAUCUAAAUUACCAAAAACUUUUCUCAAAAAAUAUCGGUCAAUUACCAAAAUUCCUAUUACCAAUUAAUAACAAUCAAUCUAAAAAUGAUCCUUCCUCAAAUAACAACAUCAACAACAACAACGACAACAAUGAUGAUGACAAUGACAAAAAUAGCAGCAACGCCAGCCCAACUAAUAACUCCCCCAUGAAUAAAUUCUUUGUUUCAAAUCUAAAUUCGAAUAUCAACGACAUCAGCAAAUGCUUAAACAACAUGUCUCUCAAUCCCUCAAAUUGCAAUCACCAACUACUCCUAAUCGCCUUUAAAAAUGGAAGAUUAGAUAUCUUCUAUUUACCCUCAUCUUCUCAAUAUUAUGGCAACAUCAAAGUUGGUGAUCUAGUUCUCGUCGAAGCCGACAGAGGUAAAGAUCUAGGUAAAGUUGCAUCAAUUGAUAUUUCAAUUGAUGAUGCAAGAUUAAUUAAAAUGUUACAAUCUGAAGAACAAAUUGAAGCCUUAAAUAAUGAAUCAAAUAAUAAUAAUAAUAAUAAUAAUAAUAAUAAUAAUAAUAAUAACAAUAACAACAACAAUAAUAGCAAUAAUCAUAACCAUAAUAAUAAUAAUAAUAACAACAACCAUAACCACAAUAAUAACAACCACAACAAUAAUAAAAAUAAUCAUGAACAAAAUGAAAGUCAAAAAAUCCCCUCUGCUCAACAACAAAUCCCAAAACAAGUUUUAAGAGUCGCUCAAUAUAACGAAAUCUCUCAAAUCUUACACAAACAAAACGACGAAAUUAAGGCUCUACAAAUCGUUCAAUCAAAAUUAGCUUCUCAUAAAUUACCAAUGAAAAUCCUUGAUUCAGAAUAUCAAUGGGAUAGAAAAAAAUUAACCUUCUAUUAUAUUGCUAAUAAAAGAAUUGAUUUCAGAGACCUCGUUAAAGAUAUGUUCCGUAUCUAUAAAACAAGAAUCUGGAUGUGUGCAGUCUCUUCAACUGACCCAUCUUUAAAAAAUUCUAUUAAUCAAGACCAAUAUAUGAACUAUAAUACUAUCGGAAUGAAUAUCAAUUCAUCAAUGAGCAUGAACAUGAACAUGAAUAUGAACAUGGGCCAUAAUAUCAAUAACGAUAUGGCUUUAAAUAAUAUGAAUAUUUUAAAUAAUUUUAAUAAUAACAAUAACAACAUUAUUAGUAAUAAUAAUAAUAUGAACAACAUGAACAAUAUGAACAAUAAUAAUGGCUAUGAUCUCGGGUUUAAUGGUAUCAAUAAUAAUAAUAUUAAUAACCUUAUGUAUAAUUUCGAUCAAAACCAAUUAUUAGAUCAAAGAGGGUCAUUUAAUUCAGUUGGUUCAAGUAACAUUAGAUUUAAUAAUAAUGUCUUAUCAUUUGGUAGCUUAGAUAACUCUUCAAUUCCUCGUCCUCCUCAAAGUGCUCCAGAAAUUUAUGGAAAUAAUAGUCAAAACUUAAAUGCUUAUCAAUCUAAUCAAAGCGUCAAUAGUGGAAACGCUACUAUUAUUCCAAAUUUAUGGAACUCUUCUUUUUCUAAAAUUUAAUAAUUUUGGCUAAUAAAAUAAAAUUUAUUAGUUUUUAAAAUAUUCGGUUUUUUAUUUUUUUUGUCACUCAAUUUUUUAUUUUAUUUCCUUCUAACUCAAACUAUUCUUGAUGAAAACAAAAUUUAAAUUAAUUUAAACAUAAAACUAAAUAUGUAUCAUAUACUUUUACCUGCAAAUAUUUUUUUUUAUCACUCAAAGUUUUUUU
Messenger RNA from Ascoidea rubescens DSM 1968, 3660 nucleotides. Its product is annotated as PSP1 family protein. The transcript has a single exon. The coding region runs from base 60 to 3455 and encodes 1131 amino acids. Gene Ontology annotation, cellular component: cytoplasm. Lineage: Eukaryota; Fungi; Ascomycota; Saccharomycetes; Ascoideales; Ascoideaceae. The record is from RefSeq and is a predicted model, not a curated record.